This is a messenger RNA of Cyclopterus lumpus (lumpfish), 6638 nucleotides long. RefSeq names its product strawberry notch homolog 1 (Drosophila) (gene sbno1). Gene Ontology annotation, cellular component: nucleus. Gene Ontology annotation, molecular function: histone binding; chromatin DNA binding. The record is from RefSeq and is a predicted model, not a curated record. Gene Ontology annotation, biological process: regulation of DNA-templated transcription. Lineage: Eukaryota; Metazoa; Chordata; Actinopteri; Perciformes; Cyclopteridae. The transcript is spliced from 33 exons. The coding region runs from base 1243 to 5478 and encodes 1411 amino acids.
UAGGCAACACACUCAUGAGGUUUAACGUCAGGCUGUACAAAACAAAAAUAAAGUUUCAAACGUUUCAUUCAGUUUUAUUUUUUGCAAUUUGCAAAUGAGACCACUCUUCUUAAUUCAUUAAAAAAAGCCUCACACGAACAUGAAACUCAUAAAGAAAAUGCUUAUUUAGAAUUGCGCCUAUAGUUAGAUAGUUACUCUUUUAAUCCUACAAGGGGACAUUAUUUACAGCAGUAUUUAUACAUACAGGUAAGCAAUACAGUAUUAAAAAAUACACAAUAAAUAGGACAAACGAGUGGAUAGUACAAUAAGAAAAAUGCUAAAUAUAUUAAAAAAAAUAGAAUAACAAAUUGACUAAUUCAUGUUAAGUUGUAUUUAAUAACAAUUCAAUAACCCUUUUAAACAUGUAUGACUGUUACUUACUGACCAAUGUAAUUGUUUAUAUUUUAGUUCCAUUUUCACUUUUAUAUAUUUGCACCCUUUUGCUGCAGCAAAAUGAAACAAACUUGAAAAGGAUUUUUGUUUCGUUUGCUCAUAUUCUGUCAACACGUGCUGAAGUUAAACCCAAGUGACACAGUUGGAAUACAAUGGGCAGAUAUCGGGGAAUAAACGGGUACUGUUGGUGUGCGAUCACAGUGGGGUUAACGUUAAAAGCUAACUUGACAUUGUGAGGAAGUUUUCCUUUUUAUAGUCGUUGUUGACACGACGGCUGAGCCGGUUCUUCCUUUUUUUAUUUUUAAAUGUGUAGUUAUUUGCAUAGUGUCUGGUUUUAGUUGCACUCUGCGCGUUAGCUUUCGGUUAGCACAGUUAAGCCGUGUCACCCUGGUUCAACCGGGCCAGUUUAGCUCGUGUGACAAGCGUGCCAGUCGAGGGUGAGCCGAAUUAAACCACGUUGAACGCUAAAAAUCCACCAACGCUUCGCAAUCCCGGUGCCAUCUCAAAAUAAAAGCGCUUUUGUUUGUGUUUUUAUUAAUAUUAUUAUUAACGCGCGGAGCUAACGAGUCCGGGAGGGGAAGCUACGUUGGAGUCGGAGGGACCAGGAAGCUGUGCGCGCACCAAAAGCACGUGUCUUGUUUUGGGUCACUUUGGACCACGUCUGACCUGGCGUGCAGACGCUCGCUGCCCCGGUACACGGCUAACGGUCGUCCUUCUGCGGUUAUCGUGGAUGUGGAGUUGAUGUGAACAUUUACCGGAGUCGAUGCUACGUUUUUAGGGUUUUCGCUUUUUUCUUUCUGCGUGCGCUGCAUGAGGAUUUACGCCGAGAAGAUGGAUCCUGGACAGGAUUUACUUCUCGCUGCCCUGAGUGAGAGUGGUAUUUGUCCAAAUGAUUUUGGCAUAUUUGAUGUUGAUUCUCAGGAUGCUGCACAGCCCUCUACAACCCAGCAAUCUAUCUCCAUCAGUGCCCUGGAUGUCGGCGUGGGGACAGAGUCGGUGGAAUUUGCUCGAAGUGAGCCUCCAGCUCCAGUCCCGAUAGUUACUAUCAGGCACAAACCUCAGCCAUCAACCACCACGUUUGUCUUAAAUCAGCUGAAUCAGUUGCCGUCACUAGGAUCUAAUGUGACCAAACAAUCGGUUAUAAACCCCAUCAAACACACUAUAACCGUCACCAAAGUGGUCCAUGUUGCUAAUUCAGCCCUGCGAGGAUGUUCAAGCCCCUCCACCACGACUUUUUCUCAGUCAGCAUCCACAGUCGUGCCUUCUAACAGAGAUCAGCAGAUUCAGUUGAAAGACCUCCUUCGGUCCGGCAAUGUGAAGGGCACCGGUCUAAAGGGCAACAGCCUGAUGGAGCUCAUGAGGCUGAAGCCUCCACCUAAUAUUGCGCCGCCGGUGGCAACGGCAACAGCCACAGGUGAAAUGAACAAUGGGAUCAAGAAGGAAGUGUUCGGGAAAGACGCUGCCAGGAUCUGGAUCAACGACGACAUCAAAAUGCAAACCUUCCCGCAUUCUUUGAAAAUCCCGGGGAUGAAAGAGGAAGAUGAGCCCGAGGAGGAAGAGGAAGACGAAUUGGGCCAUGCGGAGACUUAUGCAGAGUACAUGCCAAUGAAAUUGAAGAUCGGCCAGCGGCAUCCCGAUCCUGUGGUGGAGACCAGCUCCCUGUCCAGUGUCAACCCUCCAGAGGUCUGGUACAGACUGUCCAUUUCGGAGGAGGUCAUCGAUCGCGGCUGCCUGUCGGCUCUGCAGCUGGAGGCCAUAACGUAUGCGGCUCAGCAACAUGAGACAUUCCUCCCCAGCGGCGAUCGAGCAGCUUAUUUAAUCGGAGAUGGAGCCGGCGUGGGGAAAGGCCGGACCAUCGCAGGGAUCAUCUACGAGAAUUACCUUUUAGGCAGGAAGAGAUCUCUUUGGUUUAGUGUCUCGAACGACUUGAAGUACGACUCCGAAAGGGAUUUAAGGGACAUAGGAGCCAAAAACAUCCAGGUUCACUCACUGAACAAGUUCAAAUAUGGGAAAAUCUCCUCUAAACACAAUGGGAGUGUGAAGAAAGGUGUGAUAUUCGCCACCUACUCUUCGUUGAUAGGAGAGAGCCAAUCGGGAGGGAAGUACAAGACCAGAUUCCAGCAGCUUCUCCACUGGUGUGGGGAGGACUUUGACGGAGUUAUUGUGUAUGACGAGUGUCACAAAGCCAAAAACGUGUGUCCGAUCGGAUCGUCCAAACCUACGAAAACCGGGCUUGCCGUGUUGGAGCUGCAGAACAAACUCCCCAAGGCUCGGGUUGUGUAUGCCAGCGCUACAGGUGCCUCUGAACCGCGAAAUAUGGCCUACAUGAAUCGCCUGGGCAUCUGGGGGCAUAAAACACCCUUCAGAGAAUUUGGCAACUUCAUCCAGGCUGUCGAGCGCCGAGGUGUUGGCGCCAUGGAGAUAGUCGCCAUGGACAUGAAGCUGAGGGGGAUGUACAUUGCCAGGCAAUUGAGUUUUACAGGUGUCACCUUUAAGAUUGAGGAAGUUCCCCUGACUCAGCAAUACAUCAACAUGUACAACAAGUCUGUGAGGCUGUGGGUGAGUGCACGUGAGAAGUUCCAGCAGGCAGCGAACCUGAUGGACGCAGAGCAGCGCAUGAAGAAGUCCAUGUGGGGCCAGUUCUGGUCCGCUCACCAGAGGUUCUUCAAGUACCUCUGCAUCGCCUCCAAAGUCCGCCGAGUGGUGCAGCUCGCCAGAGAGGAGGUCGCGAAUGGAAAGUGUGUUGUCAUUGGGCUCCAGUCCACCGGAGAAGCAAGAACACUGGAGGCCUUGGAGGAAGGCGGAGGAGAGCUCAACGACUUUGUUUCAACUGCAAAAGGUGUGCUGCAGUCUCUGAUCGAGAAGCACUUUCCAGCUCCUGACAGACAGAAGCUUUACAGCCUGCUCGGCAUCGACCUCUUGGCUAAGAAGACCCCCUCGCCCACUGAGACGGCAGCACAGUUAGAACAGAAGGGCAAGAAAAGGAAAGGUUCGGAGGUAAAAAAGCAGCAGCAGAAGAAGAAGCCUCGCAAGCACGGCGGCCUGUCGGGUACCAGCUCGGAGGAGAGCCAGUCGGAGGAGUCGGACGAGGAGUCCGGCAAAGACAGCGAAGACAGCUUCAAGUCGAUCAGCUCGGGCGACGAGGACGACGACUUCAACCCAUUCAGAGACGAGUCCGAUGACGACGGGGAAGACGACCCGUGGCUCAUCAGAAAGGAACCAAAGAAAGGCAAAGAGAAGAAGAAGAAAAAGAGAAAGAGGAGUAUUGAUCCAGACUCCAUUCAAAGUGCCUUGUUGGCCUCUGGGUUGGGCUCCACCAGGCCGGCUUUCACUGCCACCGUCAUCCCCCCCAGUGCCCCCGCCAUAGUCAAGGCAGAGAGUCAGGACAGCUGCCUCACGAGUCAGGACGCAGUGGAAAACGCUCAGAAAAUGAAGAAAGAUCUGCUGGAAAAACUUGAGGAUCUUGCCGAGGAUCUACCUCCCAACACUCUGGACGAGCUGAUCGAUGAGCUGGGAGGACCCGAGAACGUAGCCGAGAUGACCGGUCGCAAAGGUCGCGUGGUCAGCAACGACGAUGGCAGCAUCACGUACGAGUCUCGCUCUGAGCUGGAUGUCCCCGUGGAAAUCCUCAAUCUCACGGAGAAGCAGAGGUUUAUGGAUGGAGAGAAGAACAUCGCCAUCAUCUCGGAAGCUGCCAGCUCGGGCAUUUCCCUGCAGGCCGACCGCCGGGUGAAGAACCAGCGGCGGAGAGUCCACAUGACGCUGGAGCUGCCGUGGAGCGCCGACAGAGCGAUACAGCAGUUCGGGAGAACACACCGGUCCAACCAGGUCACCGCUCCAGAAUAUGUUUUCCUCAUAUCGGAGCUCGCGGGAGAGCAGCGGUUUGCAUCCAUUGUUGCCAAAAGACUAGAGAGCCUGGGUGCGCUCACGCACGGAGACAGAAGAGCAACAGAAACUCGAGAUCUCAGCAGGUUUAAUUUUGACAACAAGUACGGAAGAAGUGCUCUUGAGAUUGUGAUGAAGUCCAUCGUGAAGCUCGAUUCUCCGCUCGUGUCUCCGCCCGCUCACUUUAAAGGAGACUUCUUCAAAGAAAUUCAAAGGGGAUUAAUAGGUGUGGGCCUCGUAACCAUGGAGGACCGAUCUGGCACAAUGUCACUGGACAAAGACUACAACAACAUGGGGAAGUUCCUGAACCGUAUUUUGGGGAUGGAGGUCCAGCAGCAGAACGCCUUGUUCCAGUACUUCUCCGACACGUUGGCAGCCGUCAUUCAAGAAGCCAAGAAGAGCGGCAGAUAUGACAUGGGCAUUCUGGAUCUGGGCUCCGGUGAUGAGAAGGUGAAGAAGGUAGACUGCAGGAAAUUCCUAACGCCGGGCUACACCACUGCAGGACACGUGGAACUAUACACCAUGAGUGUGGAGAGGGGGAUGUCGUGGGAGGAAGCCACGCAUGCUUGGGCCGAUCAGAACGGAGCAGAUGAUGGUUUUUAUGUUCAGAUGAGGAACAACAAGAAAACCGCCAUCCUGGUCAAAGAGGUGAACACUAAGAAGAGGCUCUUCCUGGUUUACAGGCCGAACACCGGCAGACAAGUCAAACUGGAGACGUACACGGACAUCAAGAAGAAGUUCAAAAAGGUUUUGUCAGACGACGCCAAGCAGCACUGGAUUGAUCAGUACAACUCGUCAGCAAAUAUCUGCUCUCAUGCUUAUUGGAGAGGAAACUGCAAGAAGGCGUCGGUGGGCCUCCAGUGUGAAGUCGGCCUCCGGUGUCGGACGUACUACGUUCUGUGCGGCUCGGUGCUCAGCGUGUGGAACGAGCUGGAGGAAGUUCUCACUCCGGUCAGCGGAACCAACGUGAAGGUGCAGAUAGUCCGACUCAGAACGGAGGAUGGACAGAGGAUAGUGGGACUGAUCAUUCCAGCGAACUGCGUGGCUCCGUUGAGCAACAAGCUGUCGACGUCGGACCAGAGCCAGCAGCUCGCCGUGCAGGAGCUCCAGAAGCAGCAGCAGCUCCACCCCCAAAGCCUCUGUCAUGCCCCCAACACAUAGCCUGUGGUGGAGCGCGUUAACGUUCACAUCUGGACUCAUGAGUCUCUAUCUCCAGGACCCCCCCCCCCACACCCCACACCCUCAAACCCCUCCCCCCUUCAGACGUGAAGCAGCGGUUGUACAGAGAGAAAAGAUUUCAGGGUUUUUGUUUGUGCUUUCUUUUUGUUUUUGUUUAUUUUAAAUCUCCAGAGACUCAUGUUUUCACCUAGACAGAUUUUAAAGGGUGAUGUUUUUGUCCUCUGACAUUCAGAGUGAAAAAGAUUUGUGGCGUAUUGAUGGAGACACAGUUGAGACCUCGAGGGGCGCGUUAAAGGGCGCUCCUCGCCCGAGCUUUAAGCCGUUCAGUCCUGGACUACCUGGUUCAGACCAAAGGUGAAUGAGACAAAGACCACGAGUCUUUUAAAGUCUGAGUCAUAAAACAAAAAGAAAAGAACGGGCAUUUGAUGCUAAACUACAAUCCCAUAUUAAUAUAUAUCCGCUCAUAGCUGCUCAGACUUGAUUCAGAGAGCGAGUGAGAGAGAAAGAGAGCUUCGUUUGAAGUAGAAACUUGAUGCAGAGCAUUCGUCCAGUUCACGACAGGAAACCCGACGCGUGUCGAGAGCUUUCUGGUCACCGGGAGUCAAACCGUCGUCAUGGUCAGAACCCUCUUGCUUCGUAACCGCAGACUAAUAUCAACGUUGUAACGUUUUAACAACCGCACUCGCAAUCAUUUGAAGUCGGUCUUGAGCAGCAGUCGGGUUUUGAAACACACUUUUCUUGCUGUAAUCAUUCCUCCUGUUUAUUCUGGUCAUUAAAGGGACGGUUCACGCUUUCCUCUAGUUUUUUAUUUUAUUUAUCAAUCCAGAUGGUUCGGGUUGGAGGUGUCGGCCAUCGAGAUGUCUUUUUUAUCUCAGAUUAUUAUGGGAAUAGAUGUAAAAAGUACGCUUGCUGCUCCCUUUUUCCCCGGUCUGUCGCAACACUUCUGUGGUUUGUGUGUCGGGUGGAAAACCACCUCCGGUCGGAUGUAAAGAUCUUAUGUGUGAUGUCACCUGGCUAGACGGGAGACAUGAAAUCUACAGUUCAGCUGCCGAGGAGUUGUGAGAAAUAUGAAAUCUUUUCAAACCGCUUUCGGAGCUGCGCCGUGCUCUGCUCGGACAUUUUUUUUAUUUACAAAAAAAAAA